UAAUUUGCUGAUUUCCUUUAUAAACUGUUUUCAUUUAGCCACACGGGCGAAAUAAACUUAUAGAGCUAAAAAGUUCUGUAUUGUUUCCAAAAUGCCACCAAAAAAAGCUCCAGCUGCAAGCAAAAAGACCGAACAAAAGAAGAAGGAGAAGGUCAUUGAGGAUAAGACUUUUGGUUUGAAGAACAAGAAAGGCUCCAAACAGCAAAAAUUCAUACAGCAAGUGCAGAAGCAAGUGCAGUCUGGCGGCCAGCACCCACGUACCGAUGUCGAUAAACGAAAGGAAGAAAAGGAGAAAAAACUGCUAGAACAGCGUGAAUUGGCGAAGAUUUUCCGACCUGUGCAAGCGCAGAAAGUGGAGAAGGGUACAGAUCCAAAAUCUGUGGUGUGUGCGUUCUUCAAGCAGGGCAGCUGUACUAAGGGUGAUAGGUGCAAGUUCUCACACGACUUGUCCAUCGAACAAAAGGCGGAGAAGCGUUCAAUAUACGUAGAUAUGCGCGAUGAUGAUCCUGAUGACAAUAUGUCCAAUUGGGAUGACGCCAAGUUAAAGGAAGUUGUGGAUAAGAAACACUCCGAAGAAAAGAAAAGACCAACCACGGAUAUUAUUUGUAAAUACUUCCUGGAAGCAGUUGAAAAAUCCAAAUACGGUUGGUUUUGGGAAUGUCCUAACGGCGGAAAAUGUAUCUACCGCCACGCUUUACCUCAAGGAUAUGUGCUCAAAAAGGAUAAGAAGAAGGAUGACAAACCCAGCGAGAUUUCCUUGGUCGACUUAAUCGAAAGAGAGCGUGCUGCAUUGGGCUCAAAUCAAACACGCGUCACGCUGGAAACGUUUUUGGCUUGGAAGAAACGCAAAAUACAAGAAAAGAAAGAUAAAAUGGCUGCUGAGGAAGAAAAGAAGAAAAGCGAUUUCAGCAAGGGCAAACAAUUUGGCAUUUCUGGUAGGGAAAUGUUCAGUUUCAAUCCUGAUCUUGUCGACGACGGUCCAAUGGAGGAUGGUGAUGCAGCAUUCGAUAACUAUGCGCGUUCAGAUGACGAAGACGCUAUGGAAUUCAAGGAAUUGGAUUUGACUGCACUUUCAUUGGCAGCACAAGAAGCUGAUGGAACGGGAACUGUAGCCUCUGAAUCGCGUUUGCAGGAGCAAUCCGAUGCGGCGGCGAAGCAGUCUGCAGAAGAGGAAGCAGCUGCGGCCGCUGCAGAAACAAAUGAUGAAAAUAGUACACCUGCGAAUGAUGCGGCACCUAUCAAUAAGGAACUUUUCAUGGGUCUGGUCGAUGAGCUAGAAGACUUGGAUAUUGAUGAUGAAGACGAUGAUGAUGACGACGACGACGACGACUAAACCACAAAAUCCACAAAUGUAAUUUUAUUGCGCCUUCUCUUAGUGGCUAAAAUAUCAGUUUAUUUAAUAGCAGCAAUUGCACGUGAUCUGCUAAAAAUUCAAGAGAAUAUCGAAGGUAAUUACAGUAACUAGUAGCUUUUCUGAAAUGAUAUAAUGUUGAAUUACAAAAAUUUAUUAAAACUACAAAAUUCCCUAUAAA
Molecule: messenger RNA, 1532 nt
Organism: Rhagoletis pomonella (apple maggot)
Lineage: Eukaryota; Metazoa; Arthropoda; Insecta; Diptera; Tephritidae
Product: zinc finger CCCH domain-containing protein 15 homolog
Exons: 4
Coding region: 92-1333 (413 amino acids)
Biological process (GO): cytoplasmic translation
Cellular component (GO): cytosol
Molecular function (GO): metal ion binding; mRNA binding
Source: RefSeq, a predicted model, not a curated record